Messenger RNA from Danio aesculapii, 1074 nucleotides. RefSeq names its product complement component 8, alpha polypeptide (gene c8a). Gene Ontology annotation, cellular component: membrane attack complex. The record is from RefSeq and is a predicted model, not a curated record. NCBI's taxonomy places the organism in Eukaryota, Metazoa, Chordata, Actinopteri, Cypriniformes, Danionidae. The transcript is spliced from 5 exons. Bases 1 to 891 code for a protein of 296 amino acids. Gene Ontology annotation, biological process: immune response.
AUGGGCUUCGUCCAGCUGUUGUCAAAAAUACAAACAUCUCAGUUUAAGAUGAGGAGCAAAGACCUGGUUCUGGAUGAGGACAUGCUCUGGGCUCUUUCUGAUCUGCCUGAUCACUACCAUUUCGGCGCAUAUUCACAGUUUUUCAAUGAAUACGGCACGCAUUACAUCACGGAGGGAACCAUGGGUGGGCUCAUGGAUUACGUCGCUGUUGUGAACAUAAAUGAAAUGGAGGAAAAAAAAAUGACUGGGCAGCUAAUGGGAUCAUGCAUUGGUGGAUCAUUCGGGCUGGUGUUUAUGGAUAAAAUCAAAGCUGAAGUAAAAGGAAAAUCAUGUGGAAAAGUUGCGACAAAUGAGAAAACUGGUGAUGAAUCCAACAGCGCUAUUAAGGAUGUGUUUGGCUUUGUGAAGGGUGGAAACACAGCCUCCAGCGCUGGAACUUUGGGUAUCAAAGAUGCUAAAAGUUACAAGGAUUGGGGGAAGAGUCUGAAAUAUAACCCUGCGCUAAUUGAGUUUGAGAUUCUACCAAUCUAUGAGCUGCUGCGUUUAAGCACCGCCGCUGAGCAGCUGAGCCCUAAGUUGCCCCAUCUGAAGAUGGCCUGGGAGGAGUACAUGCAGAACUUUAACCCAUGCCGCUGCGCCCCCUGCAUGAAUAAUGGCGUUCCAGUGCUUUCCGGGACAGACUGCAGUUGUUUAUGUAAAAAUGGAUACACUGGUGCUGCCUGUGAGGAGACUGAACGGAAAGGCCCCACAGAUGGAGUGUGGAGCUGCUGGAGCUCCUGGUCUUCAUGUUUAUUUGGAAAAAAGACACGAAGUCGAGAAUGCAACAAUCCCUCGCCAAAAGACGGCGGUCUGCCUUGUCAAGGAAAGAGCACGCAGAAAAAAUCCUGCUGAAAUUUAAAUAACUCUUUAGGAUAUACCUUUACCAGCUAUUGUUGUGUUAAAGGUAGUUAUUCUAUGGUUAUUUUUCAUAAUAAAGAAGACUUUUAUUUUGAAUAACAUCUCAAGCGAUAUAAGCUGAUUGCUAAAUCAAUGUAUAUUUUGGGAGAUUUUGUCUUAAAAAUAUUAAAGCGUCCC